This is a messenger RNA of Chenopodium quinoa (quinoa), 882 nucleotides long. Its product is annotated as protein FAR-RED IMPAIRED RESPONSE 1-like. The transcript is spliced from 2 exons. Lineage: Eukaryota; Viridiplantae; Streptophyta; Magnoliopsida; Caryophyllales; Amaranthaceae. Gene Ontology annotation, biological process: regulation of DNA-templated transcription. Bases 1 to 882 code for a protein of 293 amino acids. The record is from RefSeq and is a predicted model, not a curated record.
AUGAAGGGCCUAACAUCUAGAGCUAGGAAGAGGUUGUUGGACUAUUUUGAAGAAGGUGUGUAUGUAUCACAAAUUCACGGUUGCUUUUCUGCUGAACUAGAUGGGUUUGACAACCUCCGCUUCACUAUGAAAGACUUGGCUCAUGAGGUCUACAAGACCAGGAGGUUAAAAAUGCUAGGGGGUGAUGCAAGAACACUGAUGACUUAUUUUAAGAAAAUGCAAGAAGGCAACAUGAAUUUUUUUCAUUAUGUACGCUUAGACCCAAAGGGUAGGUUGAAAGAUGUAAUUUGUGUUGAUGGGCGUAGUCGGGCUGCAUAUGAAGAAUUUGGGGAUGUUGUAUGUUUUGACGCUACCUAUCUAACAAAUGCGUAUGCAUUACCAUUUGUUAAAUUCGUGGGUGUUAACCAUCAUGGACAAACCAUACUGUUGGGUGUGCAUUGGUACAUAGAAUUCAAACCUAUGCUCAAAUCGAUUGUUUAUGAAAGUUUGAUUGUUGAAGAGUUUGAGAAUCAUUGGACAGAGUUUAUAAAUGACUACAGCUUAAAAAACAAUGAUUGGUUGUCAAACCUUUAUACCGAAAGGCAUAUGUGGUUUCCCGCAUUCUUAAGAGACUACUUCUGGGCGGGUAUGAAGACAACUCAACGGGUUGAAAGUAUAAAUAGUUUUUUUGAUGGAUUUUUCAAUCGUACCACUAAGCUUUUUAAAUUUCCAAUUAAUUUUGCAAAGGCGAUGAAGAAGCGGGUACGAGACGAGACAGCUGCUGAUGCGAAUUGUGCUAAGUAUGUAUGGAGGCUAGUGACUGGUUUUAAGGUUGAGAAGUAUUUUCAACGGGUGUACACAGACACUAAUUUCAAGAGGUGCAGAAUGAAUGUACUCGAAUGA